Molecule: messenger RNA, 1002 nt
Organism: Pyrgilauda ruficollis (rufous-necked snowfinch)
Lineage: Eukaryota; Metazoa; Chordata; Aves; Passeriformes; Passeridae
Exons: 7
Coding region: 1-1002 (333 amino acids)
Biological process (GO): regulation of release of sequestered calcium ion into cytosol
Cellular component (GO): sarcoplasmic reticulum lumen
Molecular function (GO): calcium ion binding
Source: RefSeq, a predicted model, not a curated record
AUGACACCGGGGGGAGCUGCGGGAGCUCGAGGCCGGCACCGGGGGCACCGGGGGCACCGGGGGCACUGGGAGCGACACCGGGGGUGGCACUGGGGUGACACGAGGGCCUUCUCGGCCGCCGCCCGCCGCCUCCACCCCUCCCUCCUCUUCUUCGCCACCUUCGACCCCGAGGCGGCGCGGGCGCUGGGGCUGCGCCCCGGGCGGGUUUUGCUCUUCGAGCCCUUCCUGGAGCGGCCCCGGCGCUUCCGGGGGGACCCCCGGGACACCCCCCAGAUGGAGGCCUUCCUGCAGCGCGGCCGGCGGGCCACUCUGCGGAAACUCAAAGCUCAGAGCAUGGCCGGGAGCUGGGAGGACGCCCUGGACGGGACCCCCAUCGUGGCCUUCGCCAAGGGGGAUGAUCCCGACGGGUUCGAGUUCCUGGAGACCCUGAAGGAGGUGGCCCAGGCCAGGAGGGACCGGCCCGGCUUCGGCGUCCUCUGGAUCGACCCCGGCGACUUCCCGGGGCUCGUCCCCUCGUGGGAGGACACCUUUGACAUCGACCUGUCCCGGCCACAGCUGGGCGUGGUCAAUGGCACCGACCACGUGAGUGUCACCUCAGUGUCACCCCAGAUCACCCCAGAUCACCCCAGUGUCACCCCUGUGGUCAACAGGACUGACCACAUGAGUGUCACCCAGUGUCACCCCUGUGUCACCCCUAUCACGGUCAAUGGGACUGACUACAUGAGUGUCACCCCAAUGUCACCUCAGUGUCACCCCCAUGGUCAAUGGCACCAACCACGUGAGUGUCACCUCAGUGUCAUCCCAAUGUCACCCCAGUGUCACCCCAAUGUCACCUCAGUGUCACCCCCAUGGUCAAUGGCACCAACCACAAGAGUGUCACCCACCACGUGUCACUCCAGUGUCCCCAAGUGUCACCCCAAUGUCACCCCAAUGGUCAACACCACUGACCACAGGAGUGUCACCCCCCCCCCCCCCCCCGGCCCCCCCCAGCGGGGACAGUGA